AUGGGUCCUCUUCCAAGAGAAAGAGUGACUCAAGCAGAGCCACUUGCCUACACCGGAGUAGACUAUACGGGACCGAUACUGAUCAAGGCGCCGAAUGGACAAGAUGAGAAGCGCUACAGAGUCAUCGCACGACAAGGAGUACCGGAAAAGAUCAUUAGCGACAAUGGUACCAACUUCCUCCUCAGCGAACUGAUACUCAGCAAUAACGUCAAUAAUGAUGAUUCCGACCAUUUAUCAUUCUUUCUCGCCGAACACCGCAUCACCUGGUACUUCAUUCCUCCAGCUUCACCAUGGAUGGGAGGAAUCUGGGAAAGAAUGGUUGGACUAGUGAAAAGAGCAAUGCAGAAGACUAUCGGACGACGGAAAUUAACAGACAAACUUCUUCAAACGCCGUUAUGUGAAAUCGAAAGCAUCGUCAACUCAAGACCAUUGACUCACACAGGCGAAGACGACCCUUCUUUCCAAGUCUUGAGACCCAGUGGACUUCAUCUAUAA
Cylicocyclus nassatus is the source of this 495-nucleotide messenger RNA. The record is from the annotation of a GenBank genome assembly. NCBI's taxonomy places the organism in Eukaryota, Metazoa, Nematoda, Chromadorea, Rhabditida, Strongylidae.